AUGUAUGCUCCCAACAGCUUCGGAGAUGAUUUCAAAGACCGUUCGUUACCAUUCAAAACCAAAUCCCCUGGGCUGGCCAUGUACUUAGGAUGCCGGGGUUCUGAUUACCAAAGUGUAAUCUUGGACAAAGUCAUGAAAGAAGCAAACCCAUUAUCUGUGCUGGAGCUGGGGACAUAUUGUGGUUACUCGGCUUUGCGCAUGAUCUGUGUGCUUAAACCUGGUGCUCGUUUCCUUACCAUCGAGUUCAAUCCAGCCAAUGCAAGCAUUGCAAAACAGAUCUUCCGUUUCGCUGGAGUUGAGGACAAGGUGGCGAUCUUAGAAGGUUCAUCUGGGGAUAUUAUUCCACAACUGAAGAAGAAGCAAGAAGUGGACACUUUAGAUUUUGUUUUUCUUGAUCACUGGAAGGACAGAUAUCAGCCUGACACACAACUCCUGGAGGAAUGUGGUCUGUUGAGAAAAGGCACGGUUCUUCUGGCAGACAAUGUAAUUACACCUGGAGCCCCAGAAUUUCUACAGUACGUACGCAACAAUCCCCGCUAUGAGUGCGCAUUCUAUGCCUCAAAUUUGGAAUAUACAAAGUUUAAAGAUGGAAUGGAAAAGGCUAUUUUUAAAGGUUAAACACAUAAAAUGCUGAGAAACUAAAUAAGAUGUCAGUGUUUGUGUAAUAAGAAGUGAUCCAAAAAGCUCUCAUCCCUCACUUCAUGUGGACUUUUUGGGCCUAUCUAGCAGAACUCAUCCAUUGUAUAGCCUUGGUGCUUAUGUAAUAACCUGCACAAUUCACAAGAACCUGUUUUGUUCUUUCUUGAAAUUUCAAGUUUAUUCUUGUCCCCCUCCUUUCCAAGUGUUUUAAAAUUUGUCGCUAAAAAUUUGUCCAUAGCAUGCUUUCAUGUAUGUCCUUGUAGCUCCUUCUGCUAUUAAUUUGUAAGCAUAACUCCUUGUGCUCAAAUUGUGUCAAAGCAGUGAUGUUGCAGUUUUGAGUCUGAUGUAAAUGGAGUCAGAGAUCUGAAUCAUUAAGUGGAGAUUCACAACAGAUCAGAUUUAGAGGUGGAGAGUUGAAAGGACGUAGGGCUGAUGGAAGUUACAGAGAAAGGGAAGUGUGAAGGCAUAAGUCAGCCAAUGCUCUUGGUAGGAAGAGCAUGUCAGAGCAUCUGGCCUGGUUGCGAUUCUAUUCAUAAAUAGCACGACACACAUCCCUUUGACUCUCGACAAGGGUGCCAACAUGAGUGGAACUGCUUUCCAAUAUGGGUCAGAGAAUUUGGAAGAGAAAAAUUUGAAAGAUUUUAGGGAAAAUAAAAAAAGAGUACUACUAUCCAUUUGUCUCAAAAGGUUUUAUGGAGGCAAUCCCCUGACAUUAAACAAGUCAUUUACAGCUGUGCACGGAUUGCUUUCUUUAAUAAAAUAAAACACUAACAAUCCAUAUAAAAAAACGUUCAGUUCAAGUCUGGAGAAAAAUAACUACACCAGAAGAGCGACUUCAGUGUAUUUCUUUGCAGGACAAAACAUUGCUCAAAUCCUUCAAUUGAAUUAUAGUACUCAUUUUAAAUUCCAAAAUAAAGCUGAGAAGAAGAAAGAGGGAAGCAUCUUUUGACACCAACAGUAUUUCGCUAGAAUAUAGUUUGUAAUGUUACGUAAUAACAUUAAGGAUUACGGCAAAUGGCUUUGAACUUGCUCCAUCAUUUGAUAUUACAGCUGAUUUUUAAAAAUCCAAAUAGCCUUUUCCUGCAUUAUCGUGCCAUCCCUUAAUACUGUUAGUGUAAAAGUCCAUCAAAUCUCAAGAACUGAGGAUUCACAGCUCAAAUAGGAAGAGAAUUCUAUAGAAGAGCAGAACUCUUUCUAAACAAUCCAGCCAGCAAAAGCAACCUCUCAGUCUCUACUCUUAUAAGAAUGUGAUACUUUUCAAUAAGAUCACUUCUCAUUCUUCCAGAGAAUCUUAACAUCUUCUUUGACAGUAAUCCCUGGUUUCACACUUUAAAGACAAAUACAUCUUUUUCUUAGUUAAGGACCAAAGCGGUACACUGUAGUCCAGAUAUGGUCUUGUUAAUGUGAAACAUUAUUGCAAGAGUUUGAAGUAUGAGUAAGGAAGUCUCGCUGCACAAAGACCUAAAUAUAAUUUGCCUCCCUAAUUGCUUUAAGGACCAGCACAUUAACUGAGAGAUUCUUGGAGGAGGACACUCCAUGUUACCUUUCUUUGCCCUGUGUGUGUGCUUAAUCCAUCAUAAACCUCAAAAAUGUUUUCAAAUACUUCAAGGAUUAAAUAUUAAAAUCCCUGCAUUUUGGAUUAGAUGAAUUUACCCAAGAAACUGUAUUAGAAUAAUUGGAGGAAUCACCUGCAAAUCACUGAUGACUAAUUAAUAUUUGAAUUCUAAAGAUAUAAAUUUAUUCACUUCCAUUGAAAUAAUUAUUUUGUUAAUUUGAUGUCAAAUAAUUCCCUCAGUUUCUUUUAAAAUUUAAAUCUGCUUUAUUUUCAACAUCCAAUUACUGAGACCAAUAAUGUUAAUUCAAUUGAUGGCAUUAAUUUGCAAAACAGAAUAAAAGUAUUCCAGAAAUGCACACCAGCAAUCUUGGAGGAACAUAGUUGCAUUUUACUGCCACAGUUGAAGUCAGUUUCUUGAAAUUGCCAUUGGUGCCCUGUUUUGUCUGGCGUGGAAAAUGCACUGACUACUUCAGUCUGUAUUUAGAACAUCAUAGAGCAAACUGCCCUAAUUUGGCAAAAACAAUGUAAAAAAAUUCAAACUAACUGAACUCAUCUAGACUUGUACUUGUAGCAACAGAAACCACCAUGUGGAGUAAAUCUGCAGAAGUUCAAUCCCUAAUGCCCCAAGUUACAUGGUGUGAUUUGUUAGAAAUUACAUGUAUAAAAACUUAACAGGUACCAGAAUACUCUAAGAUUCCACAGUGUUUUCGUUGGCAAAUGUGCCAUCUAAAUUUAUACUGCACCAUCAAAAAUAAGGUCAUCCCAAAUGUCUCCUAGAGUUCAGCUGGAGAGGUGCUAGAUGUUCAACAAUUGGUCUUAGGGCUGCGGGAUUCACGGCCAGUGUUCCUUCUCAGUGACAACAAACACAAGAGAGGGUGACCAUCUCUGAUGUCCUGCAAGAUUGAUGGUCUUAUGAUGUGCAGAGUCUGCACACAAGGGAAGAAAACCAACUGAAGGUGAAGUGCUUGCGGGUGGGAAGGAGGAAGAAGUUAUUGGCAAAUUACCCCAGCUUAAAUCAUUAUCAUUAAGAUAAAAGGAUGUAAUAACAUUAUGGAUUAUAUGAAAGAAAACUUGGUGAAAUAGGUGGAAUGUGAAAAAGAUCCAUUAAUCUUAGCAAAAUCAAAAGUAAGUCAUUGUAACUAGAAGCCUAUUAAAAUCAGUCUUAGUCAAGGUGUAAUGCUUUGCAUUUGAUUGAAAUGACGACAAGAAGUCAGUUAGAGGAGUCUAGCAUCUCAUGGUGCCCUAAUCAGUUUCAAAGAUGAAAUGAAACAGGAAAAGUGAAGUUUAAACAAAAGAUGAUUUGAAAACUUCCAUGAUUGCUGCAAAAAUCUCUCUCUGGCCAACACAAUAUUGUUACAUUGUCAUACUUAAAAGGUUAGGGAAAACUCGGAUUUAAACCAAAACGUACUGAAACAACCAAAAUGUGAAUAAUGCUUUAAGUGCAGAAAGUGUGCUUUUACAUUAAGCAUCAUUAAAUAAUCUAACAAAUACAGAUUUUCCUGUCUGAGAACCUAUGCUUUAGAACUAAAAGAUAAAGAGACUUAUGGCAUAUGGUCUGUGGCAUCAUUGGCUCAGAAUAGCAACAGGUUCACUUGUGAUAACCUCUCCAUUGUCAGAAGGGCAUAAAUGUAGACUCUCAUACAGCUUCUGGUAGAAAGGUAAUAUUACCCAAUUAUGAGUCAUCCAAUUCUGGAAAAGGACACAAUGUUAGGAUAAAAAUACUUUUACCACAAAAUUACUGACCUUAUAAUUUACAUGUCCUUUAUGGACAUUGUUGUUUUUCAACAUAUUAAGGUGUGAAGCUGGAAGCUUCUGCUGGACCUUAUACAGAUACUAAUCAUUUUGCACAGCCAGUGUAAGCGAAUACAAUUGGUGGCAGGGUACCAAUAUCUUAGUAUUCCCAGAAAGAAUUUAAAUUAAGAACUCGCCAGUUUGGAUGGUAAAGAAUAAUUACUACAUGCACUAAAGUUACAUUAUAUGUAAUAUUUUUAUUGAUGGUUAAACAGAAAAGAUCAGGAAUGAAAAGUAAUUGAUGUGUUAAUUACGUGGGAAUAGCAAAAAGGACAACAGCUACAAUUAUCAUCUUGUUCUAUGUACUGUUCAAAUUCUUCUCUAAUUGUGUAGUGUAUGUAAAUCUUUCCAACUUAAAACUGUACACUUCUAAUAAAUGCAUGUUUAACACUAA
Rhincodon typus (whale shark) is the source of this 4379-nucleotide messenger RNA. RefSeq names its product catechol O-methyltransferase. The record is from RefSeq and is a predicted model, not a curated record. The transcript is spliced from 4 exons. Bases 1 to 618 code for a protein of 205 amino acids. Lineage: Eukaryota; Metazoa; Chordata; Chondrichthyes; Orectolobiformes; Rhincodontidae. Gene Ontology annotation, biological process: developmental process; catecholamine catabolic process; dopamine metabolic process. Gene Ontology annotation, cellular component: membrane; dendrite; axon. Gene Ontology annotation, molecular function: catechol O-methyltransferase activity.